Molecule: messenger RNA, 847 nt
Organism: Otolemur garnettii (small-eared galago)
Lineage: Eukaryota; Metazoa; Chordata; Mammalia; Primates; Galagidae
Gene: MAK16
Product: MAK16 homolog
Exons: 8
Coding region: 45-836 (263 amino acids)
Biological process (GO): maturation of 5.8S rRNA; maturation of LSU-rRNA
Cellular component (GO): nucleolus; preribosome, large subunit precursor
Source: RefSeq, a predicted model, not a curated record
UUUCCGGAAGAAGCAUGUCUGCUCCUGUCUGAGCCGCCGACAUCAUGCAGUCGGAUGAUGUUAUCUGGGAUACACUAGGAAACAGACAAUUUUGUUCCUUCAAAAUAAGAACCAAGACUCAAGGUUUCUGCAGAAAUGAAUACAACUUGACUGGACUGUGUAAUCGGUCAUCUUGUCCCCUGGCAAAUAGUCAGUAUGCCACCAUCAAAGAAGAGAAAGGACAGUGCUACUUGUACAUGAAGGUUAUAGAACGAGCGGCUUUUCCCAGGCGUCUCUGGGAACGGGUCCGGCUCAGUAAAAACUAUGAGAGAGCGCUGGAACAAAUAGAUGAAAAUCUAAUUUACUGGCCGCGUUUCAUUCGACACAAAUGUAAGCAGAGAUUCACCAAAAUCACCCAAUACCUAAUUCGAAUUAGGAAACUUACAUUAAGGCGACAGAGGAAAAUUGUUCCUUUGAGUAAAAAGGUGGAGCGUAGGGAGAAAAGAAGAGAGGUAACUUACUGUUCUGAACUUCACACCUUCUGUAUUUUCACUGGGGAGGGGUGUGGACAGGGAAAAAAGAAUAUGCUUGUUGGACAGUGGAACUUCAAGUAUGUAAUAUCUAAAUGUAGUAAGCCAGUCUGUGUUUAUGUUUUCCAGUAUGGUGACAUCUACAAUUUCCCCAUUCAUGCCUUUGACAAGGCCUUGGAGCAACAGGAUGCAGAAAGUGACUCUUCAGAUGCAGAGGAAAGAGAUGAAGAUGAUGAUGAAGAAGAUGUGGGAAAAAGAGAAUUUGUGGAAGAUGAUGAGGUAGAUGAGAGUGACAUAAGUGAUUUUGAGGUGAGAUUUAUGGGUUAAAAAAAAAAUUG